UUUUUUUUCCUCCCUCUCUCCCUUUCUUUUUCUCAUACAACAAAUAUGGCCAAUGUCAGAAGAGUGCGUUGGACGCAGCACGAUAACGAUAUGGAUGAAACACAAGAAUCUGCAGCUCCAUUUCCUAAUGGAUACAACACUACACCUUGGCCUUUUACUCAUUUUACUACACCACUCUCUCACAACCCUUAUUUAGAUGAAGAUGACUAUAGCGAUGACGAGGACCAAUCCAACAGCGAUGAAGAUGAUGAAUCAGCCUUCAAUCAACUCUAUGCUCGUAACCAAGCCGUAUCAGCCGUAGCACCCGAAAUAAGUCAUGAACGACUGGAAUGGCAACAAAUGCUUCAAUCUGUUCUUUUGGGUGAAGUCAUCAAGUCUGAAAAGAAACGAUUGUCGAGCUCAGACAAGUUUACGCAAGAGAAACCAACACAAGAAAUUUGGUUAUCGCUUCGUGCGUUGUUGCGUGGAAGAACCAUUUUACAGGAACAGAAAUCAUUGGAAGAGAACCGCAAAGAAAUCGAAGGUGUGCUACAAAUGGUGAUGGACUUCAAGAUCGAUCAGAACGAAGCAGAUUCAGCUCUAAGAAGAGUAGCCGAAGUGUUGAAGAAUGUCGAUCGCAUCGAAUCACUGUAUACAACGCGUGCAGCAUUGAUCCUUGCUCAUCCAAAAUACGGCUCAGUUGAAUUCCAGACCAAACUCGAUGCAUUGAAUUCAUGGUGUACUAUCACUCGCAGUCUAAGCAUGCAAUACAAAAUCCUCAGAAACUGGACUGGUUCGGAAGAUCUUCAGAUUGCUCGCAAAAAACCACAAGAGAUACAAGACGAUAAACGGAAUGAUAUCUCGUUUGUUGAACGACUCUUGAAAGAAUCAGCCCUUCAAGAUACAUUCGAUAAGCGUACAUUAUCUGCAUUGAAUCUGCUUUUACUCAAGUCAAAAGAAACCAUGAUUUACAAUGCAAAUCAGUUUAAAGAAAUGAAUUUGCCUUCUUUUAUCUCUCAACUUAGACAAUUGGCUUAUUUUCCUAUUUCUUUAGUAGAAGAAGCCUUAAAGCUUCGUUUAGAAUACAAGAAUCGUAUGCAAGAACCACCGAAGCAAAUGGUAGAUGCCAUGAUGGAAGAUUACCGUAGUUUGCUAUCGCUUGCUUGCCGAGUCAAAUGUCAAUACGAGGAACUCGCUAACUCAGCACCUGGCUGGAAACUUGACGAUAAUGAAGAGCCAUUUGAUCGCAACUAUGACAAUGUGUUGAUGGAAUCUGUGCGUUUCUACUUCAAGUUGAUUACAUGGAAAUUAAAGCUAGAAAAGGAAAAUAACCUCAGAGAAAAAGAAGUGAUGGAAAAAGAAUGGGCAUUUCUACAGGGCACAGUAUGUCAAGUUGUGGAUAAGGCUGAUUGGGAAUGUGCAGAGCAAUUUUGUUCUUUAACCAACCGUCUUUUGGCAGAUGUCAUGCAUGAUUAUAUUUCCAGCUUAAAAGUACCGCCUGAAUCAGUCGAUGGAGGCAUCGAAGUCAAAUACACCAAAUUACUACAUACCAUGCGAAUGCGUGCAAGAAAGCUAUUGCAGUUUGCCAGAUUUUUCAUGAGCCAGUUUGAAAACUCGGCUGAAUAUGUGCUUGAGAGUGAUCAUAUGGACAAAUUCGUGACAUGUCUUGUCGAAACAGGCCAUUUUUUGGUCUAUACAGGUUCAUUUGAAGAAGACAGAGUAUAUAUCAUUGCUUCUCCUUCUCUUUAUGGAAGAGAAGAAAUGAUCCAAACACUGAUUCGAUCUUGUUUUGCCAACAGUAAAGCACCACAACCUUCCACACCUUUAACACCCAGUGAACUCACGAUACAGAAUGGAGAAUACGAUGAUUAUAUCUUGAUAUUUUCACCAUGGCAAAAUAUUAUGUGGACAGGCGAAGUGGUUCAGGUACCAACAUCAUUUAUUCAUCUCGGUAUCAAGACAAGGCGAGUACGUCUCACGACAGGUGAUGCUCAAAAACUCAAUUCAGCCAAAUCAGCCUUUUGGUCUGCCGUACAACAUUCAGGCAUCGAAAUCAUUCAAGAACACCGUGCCCAUAUUCCUCGUAUCAAUAAGGAACUCUACAAGAUCAAAAUGACUGUCUUUAAGCUGGCUGACUCCACCAUUUCAAGUGUGAGUAUGAUCCGUGACCAAACACUAGGACUAGGGUGCCAAGAACUUGUAGAGGAAUGCUUUAGUUUUGCUAGUGAUUUCGGUAUUCGGGCCAGCAAGUUUCUGGAACUGGCUGUUCGGCUACAACUCGAUCUGAAGCUUGUCCGACUCGCAAUUGACUGGAUCUGUUUUAUCACGGAUGACUGUAUACCUUCUGAUCGAAAGACGUUUCGUUGGGCUGUAGCCGCAUUGGAAUUUGUACAUAUGAUGACACGCGGUGUGAAUAUUUUGGCCCUGACAGAGAAUGAGUUUGCUACCCUUCAGAGUAAAGUAGCGCGUUGUGUUGCUCUGCUGAUUUCUCACUUUGAUGUCUUGGGCACACGCUAUACCUAUGAACUCCAACUGAAAGAAGACCAACAACGUCGUCGUGGUCUCACAGCCAAGCGAAAUUCGUACAUGACAAGCAAGGGUUCAGACAAAGACAAUAUCACGACCAGUUCCACAUUUGGUGCUGCCAAUGACACUGCUAUCACAGGUGGAGGAGGCGUGAUCUAUAUCCGUGAUGCCUGGAUGCGCAAAAUCACUGAACUGGAAUCCAAACGGACUGAAGAUGAACAAGAGCGCAAGAUUAUUGGUAAAAUUCUCGAUGACCAAAAACCAGAAGAUCAGUCGCUUGUCUUCCUUGCUCCUUCGUCUUCCAAUAUCUCAUUCAAGUGGCAACAAGGUCGAUUUAUUGGUGCAGGUACGUUUGGUUCAGUCUAUUUGGCGAUCAAUUUGGAUACUUCGACUGUCAUGGCUGUCAAAGAAAUUCGAUUCCCAGAUUCAAGUUCACUUUCCGCUUUGCAUAAAUCUAUCAAGGAAGAAAUGAAAGUCAUGGAGAUGCUGCAUCACCGAAAUAUUGUACAAUACUAUGGCAUGGAAGUACACCGUGACCGUGUGUAUAUAUUUAUGGAAUACUGUGAAAAUGGUAGUCUAGGUGCUCUUUUGGAUCAUGGUGGGCGUAUUGAAGAUGAACUGUAUGUGGUAGACUAUGCUUACCAACUCCUCAGUGGUCUUGCUUAUUUGCACGGCAAUAAUAUUGUACACCGAGAUAUUAAACCAGAUAAUAUCUUGAUUGAUUAUCAGGGUCAAUUAAAGUUAUCAGAUUUUGGUGCAGCCAAAAUCUUGGCCAAGGGACAGAAGACCAUGGGAAGGACAACAGUGAAUAUGAAUGUCAACAGUUUAGCGGGUACACCUAUGUACAUGGCUCCUGAAGUUAUUACAGGUAGUAAUACAGGUCGAAAGGGAUCCAUGGAUAUCUGGUCACUCGGUUGUUGUAUUGUCCAGAUGGCUACAGGUCGUCGUCCUUGGAGUACACUGGAAAACGAAUGGUCUGUCAUGUACCAUGUAGUGACAGGUCAUCCCCCACUACCAGAUGCUUCUCAACUCUCAAGUCCUGGUAUUGAUUUCCUAAAGAAAUGCUUUGUGCGUGACCCCAAUAAGCGUCCUACAGCUGAAGAGCUUUUGAACCAUCCUUGGAUCACAAGUUAUUUAGAUAGUUAUAAUGAAGAGUCUCAAUUACCACCACCUACCCAAGAAGGAGAGACUGCUGAAGACAUAUUGGCGCAUGGGGAUGAAGGGUGGAUCAAUACAGCUCAUGAUUUAUCAGAAUACAAUCAUGAACCGCCUGCCAUGAUACGGUCUAUCAAUUCAGCUCAAUCGCUUGAACGUCCCUUGAUACGUAGUAUUCCAAACAGUCUAGCGAUUGAUGGCAUGGUGGCUAGUCAUGAAAAUGGUGCACAGGCACAAGCUUAUUUUCAAAAUAUAGCAGAACAACAUGCUAAAGAUGCACAAUGGGAUCCCAAUGCCUGAUAUAUAUAUAUAUAUAUAUUUAUAACACAAAUAAAUUUUCAUAAUAACUUAAGCCAGUUGGCCCUUCA
This is a messenger RNA of Gilbertella persicaria, 4028 nucleotides long. RefSeq lists its product as uncharacterized. Lineage: Eukaryota; Fungi; Mucoromycota; Mucoromycetes; Mucorales; Choanephoraceae. The transcript has 6 exons. The coding region runs from base 46 to 3960 and encodes 1304 amino acids. Gene Ontology annotation, biological process: protein phosphorylation. The record is from RefSeq and is a predicted model, not a curated record. Gene Ontology annotation, molecular function: protein kinase activity; ATP binding.